Messenger RNA from Lagenorhynchus albirostris (white-beaked dolphin), 3959 nucleotides. RefSeq names its product death associated protein kinase 3 (gene DAPK3). Gene Ontology annotation, molecular function: ATP binding; protein serine/threonine kinase activity. Gene Ontology annotation, cellular component: nucleus; cytoplasm. Bases 412 to 1776 code for a protein of 454 amino acids. The transcript has 9 exons. The record is from RefSeq and is a predicted model, not a curated record. Gene Ontology annotation, biological process: protein phosphorylation; positive regulation of apoptotic process; intracellular signal transduction. NCBI's taxonomy places the organism in Eukaryota, Metazoa, Chordata, Mammalia, Artiodactyla, Delphinidae.
GGAAGCGUGUUGGAGGUCUGGCAGGGAAUCAGGGAGCCCCAGCGUUUGGGGGUGUGAAGAGUGUGGGGAACUUGCAGGAGUGUGUGGGGCUCUGGACAAGCAGGUUGGGAGAAGCCUAGGAGGGAGAGGCAGAAGAAGACUGCGGUGCUGUGUGCGGAAGCAGAGAUCUGUGGCUGGGAGCUAUGGGGGUGGAGGUGGCACAGCUGGGCUAACACUGACCUCGGGGCGGUGUGGUAUCUAAAUGAGCCGACACAUGGAAUUGACCCGCCCACCAAUUGCAAGUGCUUUCUACAAUGACCGUGGAAUUUCAGCAUGGGUCACGGCUAGAGGACUCCCUGAGGUCCUGUCCCCCGGGCCACUGUGACUGGGUUUGCACUGGAGUGGAAGGUGCUGGAAGGCAGACCGGCCGCUAUGUCCACAUUCAGGCAGGAAGAUGUGGAAGACCACUAUGAGAUGGGGGAGGAGCUGGGCAGCGGCCAGUUUGCGAUUGUGCGGAAAUGCCGGCAGAAGGGCACCGGGAAGGAGUACGCGGCCAAGUUCAUCAAGAAGCGCCGCUUGUCGUCCAGCCGCCGGGGGGUCAGCCGGGAGGAGAUCGAGCGGGAGGUGAACAUCCUGCGGGAGAUCCGGCACCCCAACAUCAUCACGCUGCACGACAUCUUUGAGAACAAGACCGACGUGGUGCUCAUCCUGGAGCUGGUCUCGGGCGGGGAGCUCUUCGAUUUCCUGGCGGAGAAGGAGUCGCUGACAGAGGACGAGGCCACCCAGUUCCUCAAGCAGAUCCUGGACGGCGUCCAUUACCUGCACUCCAAGCGUAUCGCCCACUUCGACCUCAAGCCAGAGAACAUCAUGCUCCUGGACAAAAAUGUGCCCAACCCGCGGAUCAAGCUCAUCGACUUUGGCAUCGCCCACAAAAUCGAAGCAGGGAACGAGUUCAAGAACAUCUUUGGCACCCCGGAGUUCGUGGCUCCCGAGAUUGUCAACUACGAGCCCCUGGGUCUGGAGGCGGACAUGUGGAGCAUUGGCGUCAUCACCUACAUCCUUUUGAGUGGCGCGUCACCAUUCCUGGGAGAGACCAAGCAGGAGACCCUGACCAACAUCUCGGCCGUGAACUACGACUUUGACGAGGAGUACUUCAGCAACACCAGCGAGCUGGCCAAGGACUUCAUCCGCCGGCUGCUCGUCAAAGACCCCAAGAGGAGAAUGACCAUUGCCCAGAGCCUGGAGCAUUCCUGGAUCAAGGCGAUCCGGCGGCGGAACGUGCGGCGGGAGGACAGUGGCCGCAAGCCGGAGCGGCGGCGCCUGAAGACGGCCCGCCUCAAGGAGUACACCAUCAAGUCGCACUCGAGCAUGCCCCCCAACAACACCUACGUCAACUUCGAGCGCUUCUCCAAGGUGCUGGAGGAGGUGGCAGUGGCCGAGGAGGGCCUGCGUGGGCUCGAGCACAGCCGGCGCCUGUUCCACGAGGACAUCGAGGCGCUGACGGCAAUCUACGAGGAGAAGGAGGCCUGGUACCGCGAGGAGAACGAGAGCAUCGGCCAGGACCUGCGGCGGCUGCGCCAGGAGCUGCACAAGACGGAGGCGCUCCAGCGGCAGGCCCAGGAGGAGGCCAAGGGCGCCCUGCUGGGGGCCAGCGGGCUCAGGCGCCGCUUCAGCCGCCUCGAGAACCGCUACGAGGCGCUGGCCAAGCAGGUGGCCUCCGAGAUGCUAUUUGUGCAGGAUUUGGUGCGCGCCAUGGAGCAGGAGAAGCUGCAGGGGGGGGAGUGCAGCCUCCGCUAGGGCCGCUCGGGGCACAGUGUCCUGCACCCCGGGGGGAGCCCCUCGUCACCCUGGUGUGGCCCUGGAUGCGCUCCACAUGGCCCAGGAGUCCACGGCUGAGGGGAGGGCUUUGGCCCGGCUCUGCACCAGGAGGAUGUGGCUGAUGUGGGCCUUCUCUGUGCAACCCGAGUCUUCCCCCACAGGCCCCAGCUCAGCCCCUCCCUCCUGCAUCUCGACUCUGGGGGCUUCUGGGACAGCAUCACCACAGGAACUCUGGAAGAGGUUGACACCACCAAGGCAGCUCUGGCCGUGGUGGACACAGAUGCCUCACACGUGGCAGGGUGUAGGGGUGGCAGCCUCCAUGUGCAGGGCCUGGGUCAGCGGCUGCAGGACCUCCAUGUGGUCUGAGUGCUUGGAGCCUUGGUGUGGGGACGGGGGUGUCUGAGUGCCCUGGGCUCGCCCCUGGGGCUCAGACUUGGAGGGGCCUCUGCUCGACACCCCGGCUCCUCCUGUUCUGGAGACGGAUGGCUGCUCCUGCAGGGUCCGUGGUGGAGGUGGUCUCUGAGCCCAGCUCUUCAGAUACCCCAGCCCCUCGCAGGGCCCCCAGCGUGGGGCUGGGCACCAGGGCCAGAGCUGAGGAGAUGACGCAGCCCUCGAGGAGGUGUGGGUCUGGGGGUUGUACUGGGGGCAGUGUGUGGCAGGGCACAGCGCCUGGAUGCAGUAAAGGAAACAUCUGCAAAGCUGAGUCUCUACUCUCUCCCUGAGGCAGGCCCGCUGGGGGCCGGGAAGGGGGGAAGAGCUGUGGCCGCCUGGAGCCUCCUGCAGCGGCAGGCUGUGGAACCAUCCCCUCCUCUCCAGCUCCCUGUCAACGCACAGCGCUGACUCUUCCGGCGGGGGUCCCACCCACUGCCCUGCCCCGUGUCACUCCCUCCCCCAGUGCUGCCUUCAGGACAGCACCUCUCGGGUGGGCCCCACGGAGUAGCUGCUGGAGGCCCGUGUUCCCAGCGUCCCCUCCCUGGAGAGCCCCAGGGCCCCUUACAAACGCCCCACCCCAUGCUCCGUGCCGCCUAUUUGACUGCCUCUGCUGGCCUGGUGUUUUCAGGGACUCCCUCUCCGGUGGAGGUGGAGCCUUGGCGAGUGCUGGCCUGGACCGCAGGGUUAAGAGGGUUUCAGCGGGCAGUGCCGCUGUGCGCCACUAGGUGCUGCCCUGGAGCGGGUUCUUGCGCCCCAGAGAGAGUGCCCUGAGAGCCAGGCUUCGGUGGAACGUGGGUCUCCGGCUGGUGGCCACUCUGAGCUCGGAGUUCUCUGCUGCUGGUUGUGUUAAUUGAGGGACCCCUGUGCAGCCCCCCUUGGCCCGAGAGGAAUCCUCAGGACAGAGGCCAGCCCAGGCUGAGUGCAGGGAGGAGCUGGGCAGGCGGGCAGGUACUCUACCUGUGGCCCUGGCUGGGGCUCAGGCCCAGGACCCUGCGGGGCCGAGGAGGCCUUGGGACCUAGAUGUGGGCUUGGCGUGGGUGGGGGUGGGCCCGCUGUACGCCCCUCGUGAGCUCCACUGCAUGACACACACACCUCUAAGCGUAUGUGUGCUGCUCGGAGGCGUGUGUGUCAGCUUAGAGGAAGUGAAGCGUGGCUUCCCUGGCGUCCUGCUCGUCUCUGGCAGGGGCGGCCAGCCUUGGCAGUCACCUGGUGCCACGGCCUCUCCGCCCUCUUGUGUCUCCCCCUCUCUGUCACUGCCUGCUCCCACAGCCCUGGGGGGCCUUGGAGGCUGCUCCAACCUUGGGGCUCAGGUGGACUGGGCCUCUUGUUGUUGCCGUGAGGUGGAGGCGUCCAGGCAGCUAGAGUGAGUUUGGAGGGGUUUCCUGUCCCUUGGCUCCUCCUGAGACGCUGCUGGAUCACAUGUGGGCUGCCCUGCACCGCGCUGGGCCCUCCCGGAGGAGAUGUCCUUGCCGCUCCUGCUCCCACUCGCCUCGGCCUCUGGGUCUGGAACGUGGUUCCAAAGAGGGCCCUUCUGACCCUCUUCCUCCUUCCCAGCGGCCUGCUCGACCUUCUGUUGCCUCGUUCCAUGCAUCCCUCCCCGCACCGGUUUUUAAAAACUAAAUUUAGAAAAAUUGAGAUAAGGCUUACUGUACAAUUCAUCCCUUUUCAUUUGUCUGUUUUUGACCAACAACUUCCACUUUUAAAAUCUCAGUAAAUUUCAGUUUGUCGAA